Salvia splendens (bonfire salvia) is the source of this 1883-nucleotide messenger RNA. Its product is annotated as serine/threonine-protein kinase BSK6. Gene Ontology annotation, biological process: brassinosteroid mediated signaling pathway; protein phosphorylation. The record is from RefSeq and is a predicted model, not a curated record. The coding region runs from base 232 to 1698 and encodes 488 amino acids. The transcript has 10 exons. NCBI's taxonomy places the organism in Eukaryota, Viridiplantae, Streptophyta, Magnoliopsida, Lamiales, Lamiaceae. Gene Ontology annotation, molecular function: protein binding; ATP binding; protein kinase activity.
AAAGAAAACACCUUUUUGAGAACACACACACACACCAUUCACAAAAAACGACCCCAAAAAAACCAUUGCUUGUCUCUAAUCCAGACUCCCCAACGCUUAUAAUGCAUGCUUCUCAAAUGUGAAUUGGCGAAACCCGCGUUGCAAUCACGUUUCUUGGAUCCAUAAACCCCUAAAAGUCUCAUCUUUUGAAGAUAUCAACACUCACAUUCUUGCGCAGAAGAAGAUCUUCAAAUGGGUGGGCGCUGCUCCAAGUUUUCACACUGUUGGUGGCCUUCCCAUCUCAAGCCUGCAGCUCUCCAAUCGUCUGAUCCGGAAAAUGGGGAGAUGGAUUCGCUGCCGAGCUUCAGGGAGUUCAAAUGGGACGAGCUGAAGGCUGCAACUGAUGGGUUCUGUUCAGACAAUAUUGUUUCAGAGCAUGGGGAGAAGGCUCCUAAUGUUGUAUACAAAGGCUUUCUUGAGAAUGAGGGGUGGGUUGCUGUAAAGCGCUUCAAUAGGUCUGCUUGGCCUGACUCUCGUCAGUUCUUGGAUGAGGCAAAGGCAGUGGGGAGCCUCAGAAGUGAGCGGCUGGCGAAUCUGGUGGGAUGUUGCAUCGAAGGGGAAGAGAGAUUGCUGGUGGCAGAGUUUAUGCCUAAUGAGACACUGGCUAAGCAUCUUUUUCAUUGGGAGGACCAGCCUAUGAAAUGGGCGAUGAGGUUAAGAGUGGCCUUGUAUUUGGCCCAAGCUUUGGAGUACUGCUCCAAUAAGGGACGGGCGUUGUACCAUGAUCUCAAUGCUUACAGAGUCUUGUUUGAUCAGGAUGGCAAUCCGAGGUUGUCUUGCUUCGGGCUGAUGAAAAAUAGUAGAGAUGGCAAGAGUUACAGCACAAACUUAGCCUUCACUCCUCCUGAGUACUUGAGAACUGGAAGAGUGACUCCGGAGAGUGUGGUUUACAGCUUCGGGACCAUGCUGCUAGACCUUCUAAGUGGCAAGCAUAUACCUCCGAGCCAUGCGCUUGAUCUCAUCCGGGGAAAGAAUUUUCUGAUGCUGAUGGAUUCUUGUUUGGAGGGCCACUUCUCCAACGAUGAUGGAACUGAGUUGGUUAGAUUAGCUACCCGCUGUUUGCAAUACGAAGCACGAGAGAGGCCAAAUGCUAAGUCUCUCGUCACUUCUCUUGUGUCUCUUCAGAAAGAAGAUGAGGUUCCUUCGUACGUUCUACUCGAAGUUCCACAAGGGACCUCAAACAGUACUCCACAACUGCAGCUGAGCCCCAUGGGUGAAGCAUGCUUGAGAAUGGAUCUCACUGCCAUACAUGAAAUCUUGGAUAAAAUCGGGUACAAAGACGACGAAGGGAUUGCCAACGAGCUCUCGUUCCAAAUGUGGACAAAUCAAAUGCAGGAGACUCUGAAUUCAAAGAAGCACGGUGAUGCUGCUUUCCGAGCUAAGGAUUUCACAACUGCCAUCGAUUGUUACACACAAUUCAUAGAUGGAGGGACAAUGGUGUCACCAACGGCCUAUGCUCGUCGGUGUUUGUCGUACCUUAUGAGCGAGAUGGCCAACGAAGCCCUUGCUGAUGCAAUGCAGGCGUUGGUGGUGUCACCGGAUUGGCCGACUGCAUUGUACCUUCAAACGGCUUCGCUGUUUGCACUUGGAAUGGAGAAUGAUGCUCAAGAAUCACUCAAAGAGGCAACAAAGUUGGAAUCGAAAAGAAACAGACCGUAAAGAAUUGUAUAGAGAUCAAUACUUGCUGAUGAUUUGAUGUAUUUAGCAACACUUUGAACACUAAGUGAUCAAUCAUAUGAUAUUGAUUUCUUACUUUCAUUUUUGUGUGUAAUGAAAACUUUAGCUGUUGUUUAUACAGACAGCUUUUUUUAAUUUUAUGGAAUGAAAAUUGCAAUAUUUUGAAA